Mycotypha africana is the source of this 375-nucleotide messenger RNA. RefSeq lists its product as uncharacterized. Lineage: Eukaryota; Fungi; Mucoromycota; Mucoromycetes; Mucorales; Mycotyphaceae. The record is from RefSeq and is a predicted model, not a curated record. The transcript has 2 exons. Bases 14 to 208 code for a protein of 64 amino acids.
CUUAUUCUUCAUCAUGCCCUCCCCAAAUCCCUUUUUAUUGACUUUUGAUCAUAUCAAACCGAAGUCAUUGGGUGGCAGUUGUCGGAUCAGUAAUGUACAAGUUAUCCUAUCUUGUUUGAAUCAAGUGAAAGGAACUGCCAGCAAUAAGGAAUUGAGACAGUGGCUAAACAGUUUUCAUUAUCUCAUUGACAAUUGUAGUGAGCCAUGAUUUUGUGAAAGACAAACAUACAUGGUUUAUAGUCACAUAAUAAACUAGAAGCUUCUCCUUCAGUCCCUAUUCGCGGAAGUAAACGCUUUAACUUAAAUACUCCUACUUAUUUCGUACAUAUACUUAGAAAUAGUAAAACCUGGUAUACAUAUAAUAAAAUAACUGAC